Molecule: messenger RNA, 729 nt
Organism: Penicillium soppii
Lineage: Eukaryota; Fungi; Ascomycota; Eurotiomycetes; Eurotiales; Aspergillaceae
Product: zinc finger MYND domain-containing protein
Exons: 3
Coding region: 1-729 (242 amino acids)
Source: RefSeq, a predicted model, not a curated record
AUGUCUCUCUCAACCUCCAAAUCGCCGCUCACACCACCGAGCCCAGACUCGAGAAUGAUCGACUGUCCAUUCAUCGCAAGAGUUUGUCAUACAUGCGACAAAUAUGAGACAACAACCGGGGUCCUGAAACACUGCGGUCACUGCAAGUCGCCAGAAAUCCUCUAUUGCUCCCGCAAAUGCCAAGAAGAAGAUUUCAAAGAGCACAAGAAAACGUGCAGACUCAAUAACAAGAUAUUUGCAUUCACCGGCCCACCCGUUGAGAAACGCGUGCCAAAAAGCAGCCCGCUCUGCUCGUGGCUCCACAACCGACCAGAGAAAGACGUCUUCAUGCUCCUUAUCGACGUCUACCGCCUACGGAUGGAGCAGGCAUAUAUGUACGGAGGGUUCGUCGAUUUCGACGGCAUCUACAGUCACGGUGAAGACGGGAGUAAUGGAUUGAUCCGAUUUCUGAAAUUGCUUGAGCCCAAGCCUGAUAUAUUGCCGGAUUGGUGGUCUUCAUCCAAGCUGAGCGAGUGUGUUGAGUUUGGCUUUCGUGCUCAUGUUUCUGGUUCUUCCUGGAGUGAUAUUGCUUUGGCUAUUCGGGAGGAUGAUGUCGUUGAGCAUUAUGGAGAUCUUUCUAUGCCAAAUCAGUUGCGGUUGUUUGGUGAAAAGGUUUAUGGAAAUGGCCCUGGGGGCAGCAUUAGUGGAAAUGCGAUUUUGGCAGUUCAUCUGGCUGCUGAGAAGGAGUAG